Molecule: messenger RNA, 2100 nt
Organism: Cuculus canorus (common cuckoo)
Lineage: Eukaryota; Metazoa; Chordata; Aves; Cuculiformes; Cuculidae
Gene: KRI1
Product: KRI1 homolog
Exons: 19
Coding region: 61-2076 (671 amino acids)
Biological process (GO): endonucleolytic cleavage in ITS1 to separate SSU-rRNA from 5.8S rRNA and LSU-rRNA from tricistronic rRNA transcript (SSU-rRNA, 5.8S rRNA, LSU-rRNA)
Cellular component (GO): nucleolus; 90S preribosome
Source: RefSeq, a predicted model, not a curated record
GUCACGUGACGGAGGGGCCCGGAAGCGGCGCUGCCGGAAGCGGCGGUCACGUGGGCAGCGAUGGCGGCACCGGCGCUGCGGAUUAACGCGGCGUUCGCAAAGCGCUACGGGCGCUACCGGAGGCGGGAGGAGCUGCAACGGCUGGAGGCGCGUUACGGGCACUGCGGCUCCGACAGCGACACCGACUCCGACAGCGACUCCAGCGGCAACGACGGGGCAGUGCCCCCCCCUGUGGAACGGGAUUUCUACCGGACGUUGGCGCUGCUCAAGAGCCGCGACCCCCGAAUCUACCGUCCCGACACCACCUUCUACACCCAACCCGAUUCUUCAUCUGAGAGCGAAGAAGAGGAGGAGAAAGAGAAGGAGGAAGAGCGACCGCUGUUCCUGAAGGAUUAUGAGCGCAAAGUGGUGUUGGAGAAAGAGGGCAAAUACGUGGAUGAGGAAGAUGAGGAAGAUGAGGAGGCGGCAGCCAAACGGAAAAAGGUCACCGCCUCCCGCAGUUACGCUGAAGAGCAGAAAGAGCUGAAAGAGAGCUUCCGAGCCUUCGUCGCCGAUAGUGAGGAAGAGGAGGAGGAAGGGGGGGGCUCAGCCCUGCUGCGGCCCCGCAGCCGCACCCCCAAAGAGAAGGAGGAGGAGGAGGAAGAUUACGUGCGUUGGCUGAAGGGUCAGGGGGGGCCGCCCCCCCCCGAGCCACUGCAGGACCUGGCCCCCCUGCGGCAGUUCUGGUCGGAUCCGGAUUUGGAUCCCGGAGAGCGAUUCCUGCGCGAUUACAUCCUGGAACGCGGAUACCGCCACGACGACAGCGACGAGGGGGGGGACCAAGGGGCCCCCCCCGAUUCCUCGGAUGAGGGGGAGCUCUUCUUGGCCCGUCAGGAGGAUUUCGAGCGUCGGUACAACUUCCGCUUCGAGGAACCGGGAGCCGAGCAGGUACAGACGUUCCCGCGCCAAAUCCCCUCCUCGGUGCGGCGCCGCGAUGAGCGCCGGAAGGAGAAGCGCGAGAGGCUCAAAGAGAAGAAGAAGAAGGCGCGGCUGCGGGCGCAGCAGGAGCUGCAGCAGCUCAAGAACCUGCGCCGAGCGGCUCUGAGCGCGCGACUGCAGCGCCUCCGCGACGCCUCGGGAGACGCCCUCCUGCGCCUCCCCCACCACCUCCUGCGCGGAGACUUCCACCCCGAACGGCACGACCGCGCCAUGGCGGAAUGCUUCGGAGAGGAAUAUUAUGGUCUGGAGGAGACGGAGAAACCGCAGUUCCAGGAGGAAGAGGAGGAAGAGGAGGACGAUUGGAACUGGGACUCAUGGUCGGGUCGAGCUGAGGCUGAGCCGGAGCCGCACUGUGAGGACCCCGACUUUGUGAUGGACGCAGACUACGAGGCGGCGGCGCCGCCCCCCCCGAAACGCCACCGCUCCCCCCCGGCAAACGGCAACCGGCGCCGCAAAUCCCGGUUCCGGGAGGCGCUCGAGAGGGAGAAACCGCGCUUCGACCCCGCCGACGGCCCUUUCGAGCGCUACGUGGAUGAGUUUUACAGCCUGGACUACGAGGACCUGAUUGGGGACCUCCCGUGUCGCUUCAAAUACCGACGCGUCGUCCCCUGCGACUUCGGCCUCACCACCGAGGAGAUCCUGGCAGCAGACGACAAAGAACUGAAUCGCUGGUGUUCGCUGCGCAAGACCUGCAUGUAUCGAUCGGAGCAAGAGGAGCGGCAGGAUCAGGCCAACUACAGCCGGCGGGCGCGCGACGGCAAGAAGAAGCUGCUCAUCCUGAAAUCCUUGGCGGAGGGCCCUGAGCCGCCCCCCCUGGCUCCGGCCAAGCCGAAAGUGGGAAAGAAAAGCCGAGAGAAACGGAAACGCCUGGAAAACGGGGGGGUCCCCCCGAGCCCCCCCAAACCCUCUGCCCCCCCAAAACCCUCCCUCCGACCCCCCCGCGCCCCCAAAGUGCGUUUGGGGGGGCGGGAAUUUACGGGGGGGCGAUUGGCAGCCUUUGGCCUCAACCCGCGGCGCUUACGCUUCCGGCAGCUUCGGCGCAAAAAAGGGGGGGCCGGGACCCCCAAAAAAGGGGGGGGCAGGACACCCCCCCCUUAAAACAUAGGAAAACAAAAGACCUUU